Molecule: messenger RNA, 540 nt
Organism: Paramuricea clavata
Lineage: Eukaryota; Metazoa; Cnidaria; Anthozoa; Malacalcyonacea; Plexauridae
Source: the annotation of a GenBank genome assembly
AUGAGUGAAUCAAUAGCUCGAACAUCAGAUGAAACCGAAUUGAACAUGCUUAUUGCUACUAUGGGUACAUUAAUUCGAUCAUUCUAUAAACUCGUGGCACUAACAGCAACUUGCACUGACUCAUCACUACUUCGAGCUCGUAUACAUAACAUCCUUUUCCCUGAUUUUGUUGGCUCUGAUUUUCCUGGGAGAGACGUUUUCAGUGAUCUGGAAAGGUAAGAACAUCUCUUUUGGAAUCUGACUGGUGAAAGUGUCAUGUCAUUUACGCAAAUUGUUGAAGACGUUGGACCGAUCAUGUCAAUGUAUACCAGACGAAGGCAGCCUCGAAUUCGAAACAGCGCAUUUAAGCUUGAUACUUAUAAUCGAAUAUUGAUGGUGCUUAUCUGGCUAAGAAUGUAUCCUGAAAUGUCAAUGCUGAGUGCUCUAUUCAUGGUGAGCCAUAGUACAAUGGAGAGAGAAAUUCGUAUUUCCGAGACUUGGCUAGAUAUGGCGCAUGAUUGGGAACACUUUCCGGGAGCAUUGGUGCUAUUGAUGGAAUAA